Molecule: messenger RNA, 846 nt
Organism: Fonsecaea erecta
Lineage: Eukaryota; Fungi; Ascomycota; Eurotiomycetes; Chaetothyriales; Herpotrichiellaceae
Exons: 1
Coding region: 1-846 (281 amino acids)
Biological process (GO): fatty acid beta-oxidation
Cellular component (GO): peroxisome
Molecular function (GO): enoyl-CoA hydratase activity; delta(3)-delta(2)-enoyl-CoA isomerase activity
Source: RefSeq, a predicted model, not a curated record
AUGCCUCCGAUUCCACCUCUUUUCGUGCUCCAGAUCCCGCCGACGUUGAAUGCUGGGUCUAACGCUCAAGGCGAGCAAGGGAACUUCAUAUGCACCCAGGCUGCUCCUCAAGUUUAUCUCCUGUCCUUCUCCAGUCCGCCGGACAACCGCCUUGUGCCAGCUUUCAACCAAACAUUCCUGCUGGCGCUUGACAUCAUUGAGCACCGUCUCCCUCGAGGAGUAGUCAUCACCACUUCAUCCAUUACUAAAUUCUAUUCCAAUGGCCUCGACUUCGAGAACGCUAUCAAAGAUCCGACCUUCUUCCCAAGCAGUCUUUACCCGUUGUGGCGUCGCCUGAUCACUUACCCAAUGCCUACAGUGGCACUGUUAAAUGGCCACGCCUUUGCAGGUGGCCUGAUGACCGCCAUGAUGCACGACUAUCGCAUCAUGAAUCCUCACAAGGGUUUCUUGUGCCUCAAUGAGUUGGAUUUCGGAGCAGCUCUUCAACCAGCCAUGGCAACCGUAUUUCGGGUCAAGUUGAAUAUGACGACUUUCAGGAAUAUGGUCCUGGAGAGUAGGAGAUAUCCAGCCCUCGAGGCCUUGAAAGAGGGCAUCAUUGACGGCGUCGGAGGCGUCGAUGAAACGCUUGCUUUUAUUUCGGAGAUGAAACUAACCCAGAAGGCUCAAGGGAAGUCGUAUGGCCUGAUCAAGGAAGAAUUGUAUCGGGAGAUUGUCAAGGACCUGGACGAGGCCGCGGACACCCGUGCGAAGUUGGCGGCGAGAGAUCUAGACCGCAAUCAUCGGGCACUGGAAUCGAAGAGGAGGGUCGACGAGUAUCAGGCCGUGGUCCAGAGGGCGAAGCUCUAA